This is a messenger RNA of Ochotona curzoniae (black-lipped pika), 4643 nucleotides long. It is a transcript of the gene RCOR3, whose product is annotated as REST corepressor 3. Gene Ontology annotation, molecular function: transcription corepressor activity. Gene Ontology annotation, cellular component: transcription regulator complex; histone deacetylase complex. NCBI's taxonomy places the organism in Eukaryota, Metazoa, Chordata, Mammalia, Lagomorpha, Ochotonidae. The coding region runs from base 1031 to 2434 and encodes 467 amino acids. The record is from RefSeq and is a predicted model, not a curated record. Gene Ontology annotation, biological process: regulation of transcription by RNA polymerase II; negative regulation of DNA-templated transcription. The transcript has 11 exons.
AAAAUGUACCGUAUUUUUAUUGAAAUUUUUGGAAUUUUCUAUUGAUAUAGAAAUAUCUGAAGGUAAGUAGAAACCCUUCCAGGGUAGAAAAAAGAAUUGAAGAAAGGAAUUGUCUCCAACAAGCUUAAACCACCAGCAGUUAUUCUUACACUAUGCUUACUAUAUAUCUGCCAGGCAUUUCACUUAGGGCAGUGUAUCAAAUUAUAUAUAUUUUUCUUAUUUGUUAGUUUUGUACCAGCAUCUUAUAAUGUACUUUGCCAACUGCAGAUUUUUCUAAAUAAAUUAUUUCAUAGGAAUUAAGCUUUUUAAAUGGUUUAACAAUUAAAGACUAAUUAUUUCCUUUUCACAACUGACACCCUACUGUGGCCUUUUAAAAUCUAGUAACUUGUUGCCUAAGUUUUGCUUUGUUUCUCAGCUGUUCAGAAGUUAAUAUACUUCUAAGGUUCGGUUCUUUUGUUGGUGAGUCAGAUUUGAGUCUCAGUAUUAUUUCAAAAUAUCAGACCAUUUGAGGUAAAAAUGUAAAUAUUGUCCAUUUAGUUUAUAUCCUUUAAAUAUGUUUUGUCCAUUUUUUUUAUAAUGGCAAGGGGAAAACUAUUGUAUUCAUCCCAGGGAGGAUGUUUAUUUUUAAUAGAUAGGUUGUCUUUUCCUUUUAUGUGAGAUGAAUCAGGUCAGAAAAACUAAAAGGUCAUUUUAGCCAUUUACUAUCUUCAGGGGGUAGAUAAAAGAGGUCAUUUGAGUUAAGGCCCCAUGAGAUUUCUGUUCAUCUCUUUUUAAUUUGUUUUUUGAUACAGGAAGAUGAAGCCUUUCUAAAAUAAGGAAAGAACCCAGCUUAAAGAAUUGCCUUCCAUAUCAUAUAGCAGUUACAUUAAAGUUCUAUAUAAUGGUUCUGUGUUUAGUAUUUAGAUUUUGAGCAGCUCUUUGAGGUGGAUUCUCUUAUCCCUGUUUUUGGAGAUGAGGAAAACUGAGACACAGACCCUUCAAGUAGAGUACCCAAGGUGCCACAAAGUACACAGAUAAAGACAAUGGAGGAAUGCUUGUAUGGUCUCCAUAUCACAGUAUCCCAGAUGCCAAAUUGGAUGAGUAUAUUGCCAUUGCGAAGGAGAAACAUGGCUACAAUGUGGAACAGGCACUUGGCAUGUUGUUCUGGCAUAAACAUAACAUUGAGAAGUCCCUCGCUGAUCUCCCUAAUUUCACUCCCUUCCCGGAUGAGUGGACAGUGGAAGAUAAAGUCCUGUUUGAACAAGCGUUUAGUUUCCACGGGAAGAGCUUUCACAGGAUCCAGCAAAUGCUUCCAGAUAAGACCAUUGCAAGUCUUGUAAAGUAUUACUAUUCCUGGAAAAAAACUCGCUCCCGGACAAGUCUGAUGGAUCGCCAGGCUCGUAAACUAGCCAAUAGACACAACCAGGGAGACAGUGAUGAUGAUGUAGAGGAAGCACACCCAAUGGAUGGGAAUGACAGCGAUUAUGAUCCCAAGAAAGAAGCCAAAAAGGAGGGUAAUGCUGAACAGCCUGUGCAAAGCAGCAAGAUCGGACUGGGAAGGAGAGAGUAUCAAAGUUUACAACAUCGCCACCAUUCUCAGCGCUCCAAGUGCCGUCCACCCAAGGGCAUGUAUCUAACCCAGGAAGAUGUGGUGGCCGUGUCCUGUAGUCCCAAUGCAGCCAACACCAUCCUGAGGCAGCUGGACAUGGAGUUGAUUUCUCUGAAACGUCAGGUUCAGAAUGCUAAGCAAGUAAACAGUGCACUUAAACAGAAAAUGGAAGGUGGAAUUGAAGAAUUCAAACCUCCUGAGUCAAAUCAGAAAAUUAAUGCCCGUUGGACCACAGAGGAGCAACUUCUAGCAGUGCAAGGUGUCCGCAAAUAUGGUAAAGAUUUUCAAGCUAUUGCAGAUGUAAUUGGCAACAAGACUGUUGGCCAAGUGAAGAACUUCUUUGUAAACUACAGGCGUCGGUUUAACUUAGAGGAGGUAUUGCAGGAGUGGGAAGCAGAACAAGGAACCCAGGCUUCUAAUGGUGAUGCUUCUGCUUUAGGGGAGGAGACAAAAAGUGCUUCUAAUGUGCCAUCAGGGAAGAGCACUGAUGAAGAAGAGGAGGCACAGACGCCACAGGCUCCUCGGACUCUGGGUCCAUCACCUCCUGCCCCAUCAUCCACUCCAACACCAACAGCCCCCAUUGCCACUCUGAACCAGCCUCCACCUCUUCUUCGUCCAACACUGCCUGCCGCCCCCGCUCUUCACCGGCAGCCUCCUCCACUCCAGCAGCAGGCCCGGUUCAUCCAGCCGCGGCCAACUUUAAAUCAGCCUCCACCACCUCUCAUUCGCCCUGCUAAUUCUAUGCCGCCCCGUCUAAACCCAAGACCGGUGUUGUCCACAGUAGGUGGUCAGCAGCCACCAUCACUUAUUGGAAUUCAGACAGAUUCACAGUCCUCACUGCACUAAAGAUUAAUUGGACAAAGCUGCAGUCACUCUCCACCCCAUCAUUACACCAGUGCUCAUCUGGCUGAUGCAAGAGAGCUAACACUCUUCCUAGAUCCCGAGGCUGCGGACUAGUUCUAUGGCAGGUGCACUAGAUGAAAAGGUUACUCGGCCGAAAGCCUUCCGUUAGCCUCCCUGCUGGGGUGUGUGUGUGUCCACCAAUGUGAACACGCGUGAAAGGAGGAAAAAAGUAUUCUGUAGACCACGGGGUUUUAUUUUGUUUUUACUGUAUUUAUUGAGGUUUGUCACAUUCUUGCCUCUUCAUAGUCAAGGCUCUUAGGACAGGAACAUUGACUUAGGAGUUAUGAAAGUUUCUUAAGGAUAUUUGGCGCUUUUUUAAUUUAAUUUUUAAAAACAUUUUCCUAUGUUAGGAGAGCAAGAAUAAAUAGCCUGCAUUUCAGAUUUUGGCAUUUGUUUUAUGCAUAUUUAACUAUAGCUACAUAUCCCUUUUUCUUUUUUUUUUUUUUCCAAAAAAAUGCUUUUUUUCUUAAAGGAAUUUAAAUACAUUCCUUUAAAAGAAAGCAAUUUAAUCAAUUGCAAAGCAAUUGUAUGAAACCACAAAGAAUGUACUGAAUCCACUGACCCUUUAACGUGCAGUGUAGGGUCCGAGUGAAAAGUCCUUGUUUAAAGGUCAUUGGCCCUUCAUCUAUCAGUGAUAAGAGGAUUGGAAUAAUGCUUUUACACACCAAUGAGAACUCAAUGUGUUGAAAUAGAAUGUCUUUAAGUUCCUUGAAAGAGUUACUUUGGAAUUUUUUUAAAUGUUUUCUAAAUGAUAAUCUGCUUUUAACUAGUAGUUGCCUACAUUUGAGGACAUUAGAGUUAUUAUAUUUUGUCAGUUAUGUAGCAAUGAUGGUUAUGGAAACAUUUAUUUACAGUACUUUUUUAUGUUUUAGAUUCUGAACUUAAAAUUACCCUCAUGCUUAUUAAAAUGAUCUGCAUUUAAUAUGAAGGGUGUUUUCUUGAUAAAUCUAUUUUACUGUUUGGAUACAUUUCUGUAUUCCUUGUAGCCAGCCUGUACUUUUGGGUUUGGUUUAGGGUUAACUCAUCAACAUUAUUCCAUAAAAUAAAUUUAAGAAUCUGUUAUCUGACAUGUAUCAGCAUAUUGACACACUUGUCCUGCUAAUGCAAAAUGCAAGGCCCCUUUUUAUUAAGAAACAGGUGUUUCAAGACUUCUUAAUUCAACACAUGACCAACCAUUAAAUACCAACAAAAAGUAUUUUGUAAGUGAUAUUUCAACAAUGUGUUACUAAUAUUUUUUAUAUUUUAUGAUUGAUGAUUAAUUUCGUAUUAGAAUCAUGAUUUAUGCAGAGAUCAGUUGGCUUGCCUUACUACUGGAUAGAAGGCUGAAUGUUUGCACAUUCACAUUCUCGUCAGAACUGCUUUGUGAACGAGUCAUCAUCUAAAACCCUAAUUCAGUGUAUCUGAGAGAUCAUACAUUCCCAACUGUCGUGGAAACUGGUCACCAUUGGCUCAAUAGCUUUAAAGAGCUGUAGAUUCAGUUCACUGAUGAGCUGUAGUUUUCAAGAUCUUCCUUCCAAAUGGACCUCAAGUUCUGGCAUAAUCUAAAACAUGACCAGGGUGGGUCCUGGGCCUUUCCGUUCUCAUCUGAUCAUCCUAAAUGGUUCCCACCCUGGAUUAAAACCAGAUGAAAUAUAAGGAUUAAAAUUAAUAAUAUUCAAGAAUUUAUACUUAUUUUUCCUUUAAAGGCCACAAGAGACAUUGGCAUAUCUUAAAAUAUUUAAAGCAUUUUUUUGAAGCACUUAGAUUGUCUUGCAUUGUGCAAACUAUAUCUUUACAGCUUUUAAUGUCUUGUCUCUUGUCAGUAGACCUUCAGUACACAGUACGUGGAAUGUCAGGUUGGUCAGCACCAGCAUCUCGGACAGCUAAUCAGGACGUUGUGAUUCAUUUAAAAAUCUUUUCUAUCCCAGACAUGGGCCAAGGUGCUGCAUCUGAAGGGUGUGCUGUCACUUGGUUUACGUAUGUCAGAGCACACAGUAGAAAAACCUUAGCUUCAUUAGGAAUAUGACACAUGUAUAUAGUGAGAUGUCUUUAUUGUGUGCUUUACAUAUUUUGUAAAUAUUUUGCACGUCAUUAUUUUACUUUUUGUUUAAGCAGUGUUUGGCCUGAAAGAUUGAAAUGCUUGCUGCUUAUCAAAGGAUUAAAGAUUUAACGA